CACCUUCCAUAUCCUACCACUACAUAUAACUGAAACUAACCUGAUAACCUAGACACUAUCAUACAAACCUUGAACCUCACUCUUGUUCUGCAUUUUAUCUCAACAUGACUUCUCUUCCUCUUCUUCUGCUCCUCAUUCUCUGUGGUUUUUUGCAUGCAUGCACCCCUCGUCCUAUCGCUGGACAACACACUGCAAAAUACAAUUUCAACAAGGAAUUAGACAAUGUUAAAUUGUUGGGUACGUUAACUACAUUAAGUGUGAAGGAACAUAAGCUAGAGGAGAAUCCAUCACAGCAACAGAAAAUCACAAAUAAUGAAAUAAAUAUUGGUGUGAGUUGCAACAGUGCAUCAACUUUGAAGAAAGUGAUCCUAGGGUCAUCUUUGCAAACGGAUUCUCCAUCCCUUCUUGCAGAAAAGGAUGAGAGGGGACAUGCAAGGUCAAUGCUAGGACACCAUGUUGAAGAAACAAUGGAUACAAACACAAAUGAGAAUACAGAGGACAUAGUUGAUAUGGAUUAUGCACAACCUCAUCGGAAAGCACCUAUUCACAACGAAAAGCCAUGACUCAUUGUACCUUAAAUGCUUCAUUAUUAUUCAUAAAUAAUACAAUAUAUGUUUAAGUACUUUACAAACAAGCUAGCUCAAUGAAAAGUUGUUUAGUAGAAUUUUAGUCUUUUGGAUGAAGACAAUGUAUGGUAUAAUGUUGAGUUCUUUAA
Trifolium pratense (red clover) is the source of this 715-nucleotide messenger RNA. RefSeq lists its product as uncharacterized. The transcript has 4 exons. The record is from RefSeq and is a predicted model, not a curated record. The coding region runs from base 105 to 563 and encodes 152 amino acids. NCBI's taxonomy places the organism in Eukaryota, Viridiplantae, Streptophyta, Magnoliopsida, Fabales, Fabaceae.